This is a messenger RNA of Fimicolochytrium jonesii, 1199 nucleotides long. RefSeq names its product Vasohibin-domain-containing protein. The transcript is spliced from 9 exons. Gene Ontology annotation, cellular component: cytoplasm. Gene Ontology annotation, biological process: regulation of angiogenesis. Lineage: Eukaryota; Fungi; Chytridiomycota; Chytridiomycetes; Spizellomycetales; Powellomycetaceae. The record is from RefSeq and is a predicted model, not a curated record. Bases 196 to 1122 code for a protein of 308 amino acids.
CAUACGGUUCCACUUACAUCAGCGCGGGUUCGGCAAGCAUAAACACAUAGGAGUUACAAGGUCGCCGGGUGAAGUGGACGGGCGCUUAAUCAACCUACACACACCCGUCUCGAGGACAACAGGGGACCGCGGGGGGCAAUUCAAAGCCGCUGCUCAGUCGGGGGAUUUAUCGCCGUCCCCCUCCCCCGUCGAAAGAUGACAACUCAACCCGCACAUCCCCUCAUCCCCACCUCAAAAUGGGCCACCAUCCUCUCCCACGCCCACGCCCGCAUCGAAUCCUACGGCGGGAUCGAGCGCGUGCUCGCCGAGCUGCAGCUAUCUCCUCCACCGAUUAUCUCCGACACGAAGCCGUCGGAAUUGGAUACAGCGACGUUAGAUGAUAUGACGGAGGAUGAGGUUAGGAAGUGUGAAGAGCUUGCGGCGAGGGUGGAUGGGAUUGUGAAGAGUGGACGUGUGAGGGGCGUGGGGAAUAUGUAUGCGGUGCAUCCUAGACCGCCUCCCGUUGGUGGGAUGGGGAUGGGGCCAGCAGAGGGGAGGUUGAAGGGCGUGCAGAUGUACAUUGAGAAAUUGGGGUACUGCCAUUUGGGCACAACAUUCCACGAAAUCCGCAAGACCGCCUCCACCCGCAACCUUUUCCGCCAAGCGCAAGACAUCAUCGCCGCUGGGCUGCCCAUCAAAUGUCUCGAGGCUGUCGUCGUUGCCGCUUACCUCACCGCGUCCAACAACCCAGUGUCUUCUACUGCGGAUAUCGAUCGUAUUCCAUGUAGUUUCAAAUCACGGCACGGGGCAGAUACAUAUAGGCAUAUCGUCUUGUUGGUCAGGCAUGGCGAGCGGUGGGGAUCGGUGGGGUUGUCAAGGAGGAGGGAGUUGGCGGGAAAGGAUCUGGGAUUCAAGAGCUUGCAGGAAAUCUUGAGGGAUUUUGAAGCGGGAUACCGGACGAAUGGCCACGUUCUCCUAAAGACGAAGCUAGGUUUACCGUUCUCGCACGACACGACGAGCAACGAGCGUGUUGUUUGGAAGUGCCUCACCCUGUCGCAUGAUGGGUCACAUGUGUUGGACCAUGAGCGGUUGCUGGAGCGCUAUUUGAGGGGUGUGCGGGGCGGGUUCAAUCCGUUCUUGUGAUGAAGGGGGUUGAGAUUUGCUUAGCGGUAGCCUGUAUGUAGAUUUCUCGAGAGGGUUACAUGCGCCGCGCCACAGCC